AUGGACUUUCAACCUUGGCUUAGAGUAAAUUUGAUGUCGAAGAUUGUUUGGGCUGAUGGUAUUCCUUGGAAUUUGGUCUUUGUUUUCACAUGUUGGUAUAUAUGGAAAUGGAGGAAUCACUAUGUGUUUCAUGGUGAUGAAGAGUUGGCUUUUGACUCCAUACAAAUUAUUACUGCUGCUGUGAAGGAAUGGUUGAGGCUUGGUUUGCUUGGGAACCUCCUCCUGCUGGGGGUCUUUAAACUGAAUGUUGAUGGCUCUAGGAAAGUUGCUUCUGGCCAUAUUGGUGGGGGAGGUGUGUUGCGUGAUGUUUCUGGUGAUUGGUGUAGUGGGUUUGCUGUUAAUUUGGGUAAAGGGCAGAUUCUAGAGGCUGAAUUAUGGGGUCUGUUCUUUGGUCUGAGGAUGGCUGUUGCGAAAGGGUUUAGGGAGAAAAACAGUGUUGCAGAUCGUCUGGCUGUUUGGAGUUAUAACUUAGAUCUUGGUAUCUGCGUUUUUGAUGAGGCUCCAAGUUGGAUUGGGACUUCUUUGGUGGAUGAUUUGUUAGGGGUGUCUAGGCCCGGUUGA
Prunus armeniaca (apricot) is the source of this 561-nucleotide messenger RNA. The record is from the annotation of a GenBank genome assembly. Lineage: Eukaryota; Viridiplantae; Streptophyta; Magnoliopsida; Rosales; Rosaceae.